Molecule: messenger RNA, 780 nt
Organism: Ilex paraguariensis (yerba mate)
Lineage: Eukaryota; Viridiplantae; Streptophyta; Magnoliopsida; Aquifoliales; Aquifoliaceae
Source: the annotation of a GenBank genome assembly
AUGAUCGGAAUGGUUUUAGGUCACAAUGAAGGAUAUGAUCCCAUUAUUAUUAGUCAGGUGUACACAUUAUCAGAUGGUGAGGGCAAUUCUUCUUCUUGGAGAAGGCUACGAGAUUACCCGUGUUCUGGCUACGUCUUUAGAAGCAGCAGAUGUGCUAAUGAAGUUGUGUACAACAUGAUGUAUAUAGGAGAUAAUACCCAAGGAAUUCUCCAGUUUGAUUUAGAGACAGAAACAUUUGGAAUCAUAAAUCAAGUCCCGUGGGAUUCAAACACAUUCGGUUGUCUAGAAACCUUGAACGGAUAUUUAUGUUUAUUUACGAAUGAUUCUGCUAAUGAUCAAAGUUCAACAAUGAAUUUGCGGAUGUUGAAGGAACCCAACAAUAAUGCAGUUUUUGAGAAAUAUAUCAGCAUUGAGUUGUCGUCUCCAACGUAUGGUGGUCUUAGUCCUUUGGUUGAGAGGGAUGGAGAGAUCAUAUUCGCUUGUGGUGCUGGAUCAUGCCUUGUCUGCUAUGAAAUUAAGGCCAAAAGCUUCAGAAGAUUAAGCUGUAAACAAAGUUCAAGACUUCAUUUUGAUGGACUCUUUUCUCUUGGAACCAGAUACUUAUACAACGAGAUGGAGUUCCACUUACUGCAAGAAGGGAAUCUCGAGGUGCAGGCUAUUUACUAUCUGCCUCAAGGUGGAGGUCCACUUACUGCAAGAAAUGAAUUUGGAGGUGUAGGUUACCUUCUAUUUGCCUCAAGGAUUGAUCAUGGGGCUCAAAAAAAUAGCUUGGUCAUUUGA